CAUAGCCACAGAUCCAGAAAGACAAUAAUGGCGGACGUAUUGUGAAGUGACGCAAGCUUAACGUUUUACGGCAUGCGUUUAAAUACUAUUUCUAUAGUUAGAAUUGUUUUAAAACCAUUCAUUAGAUUACUAGUGAACACAUGACCAGUUAGCUAAAUAAUAAUAACAAAGUCAAACAAUGGCUCGCGAGUUUGAUCAUCUUUUUAAACUACUGAUAAUCGGUGACAGUGGUGUGGGUAAGAGCUGUCUUCUCCUGAGAUUUGCUGACAACACAUUUUCGGGUAGUUACAUUACAACCAUAGGGGUAGACUUCAAAAUCAGAACUCUAGAGAUAAAUGGUGAACGAGUGAAACUGCAAAUUUGGGAUACAGCCGGGCAGGAGAGGUUCAGAACCAUAACGAGCACGUACUACAGAGGCACCCACGGCGUCAUCGUCGUGUACGAUGUUACGAACGGGGAGUCGUUUGCUAAUGUAAAGAGAUGGCUACAUGAAAUCGAACAGAAUUGUGAUGUCGUGAACAAAGUCCUGGUUGGUAACAAAAAUGAUUGUCCAUCAAGAAAAGUGGUAGUCACAGAAGAUGCACAGAGAUUUGCGAGUCAAAUGAACAUACCACUAUUUGAGACUAGUGCAAAGGAGAACAUAAAUGUCGAAGAAAUGUUUCUCACUAUCACCAAAAUGGUACUAAGAUCAAAGCUGGAAAUGAAAGAAAGACAAAAUGUUACAUCAAAUGACACAGUAAAUUUAAAAAAGAAUCACAAAACCAAGAAGAAAUGCUGCUAGUGGUUGCAUGUUGUGGCUCCAUGCCUCGGAUGUUGCUUACACUAUGCUCAAAUAUUGAGAGAUAUGCUGCACAACCUAGCAGGCUACUACAGCACAGUAAAUUGUUAUCAACAGCAAGUAAUCUUUGUAAGAUGUAAAAUUAUGCUGUUUAAUAUUCACAAAUUUGAUGGUUCUUAACAGUGUAAUUUUUUAUUUAGUAUAAAUCGCUAGUUUUGUUUUUAAAUUAAUUUCAAUGUUGAUAUCCCGAAGUAGAAAUAUGAGUAAUACACCGAUAUGUUUGUAUUGUAUUGAUGGGAUGCUGAAAUUCAAAAUGUUAGUUUUAUGUGCUAGCUAGGUGGCACUGUCUCGUGUUUAUGAGCAUGUACAUUGUAUGGAAUUAUUGACUCCAAAAAUUAUAUUAGGAUAUUAUGAAUGCAUAGUUAAAGUGUAUGAUUGUAUUCUCAUAUUAUCAAAAUUAAUGUGAUGGAAUGCAUGAUACGGGAUGCGUCACACAUAGGAUAUAAAUGUAUACCACUAAUUAUUACAUUUUUUAUUCAGUAUAUUCACAAUCAUGGUGUAUUUCAUUGGAACAAACAUGAUUGUCUUAUGGUUUCGUGAGGAAAAUAUUAGUCUACAAAUGGGUAGUAUUUAUAAAAAAGGAAAUCAAACACUGUAUGAAUAUUGUGGAUACUGUGUUGUACAUUACCACUCAUUUUUAAUUUUAACUCUUCACAUUCAAUAUACCACAUAGUGAGAUGAUUGUUUAUUUAUGGUUUAUUUAAUAUUGGCAAAGUAAAUGCAGUAUUUUGUAACAAUCCAAAUUCUAUGUUUAUUUAUUAAAGUACCUAGGUAGAACAUCAAAUAUUUUUCAUUUUAAAACUUAGAUAAUAGAAAUGGGAGGUGUUGAUAGAUGUAAUUAUUAUUGGAAUUUUUUACUUGAUAAUUAUUUGGUCUAAUAGGAAUUGUUGGUAAAAUGUGUCAAAACAAAUCGUCUAUAUAAUAAAUAUUACACAAUAAUUGUAUGGUAUUUGGUGUGUGGAUAACAUACUGUGAUAAGUGCAAGGGCAAUUAUAUCAUAACAUAUCUCCUUAGUUUCUAUGAUCUGAGAUUUAAAUUGCGUACUAAUAGUCACUAUGAUAUUUUUAUUUGAUAAUGUUAUCAUUUUUGUUUUGUAGCUGGCAUCUUGCACACAUUUUUAUACUAUGUGCUUUACAUAGUUAGAGAUGAAGCCAUUAGCGUCAAAUCUACUUUUUGUCAUGCAUCGUGCGCACGUGCACUCCACAUGUUACCCUUAAAGGCGUCACAUUAACGUGGAAAGAUCUCAGACAUUAUUUCUGCAAAACAAGGUCCAAUAUAUUAUACACAAGGGAAUAUUUAUUGCAUUUUUAAUUUUAUUCUUUGUAGAAUAUAGAGAUAAAUAAUUAGAAUUGAACACAUCCUAGAUGAAUGUCAUACAUGGUAUUAUUACUUACCAGUAAUUUUUUUAUAAUCCAUGUGAUAGUGAAAAUUUUCAAUAUUCAUUUAAGGAUUUUUUCUUUUAACCUAGUGUCUCAAUGCUACCAAUUCCUAUUUUGUUCUGUCGUAAUAAUGGGCUCGAUUCUGAGGCGCCAUUCCAUAAACUUUCUCUAAAAUUAAAAUUUGAUAAGUUUAUCAUGUUACAGACCACCGAGAACUAAAUAUAGUAACGGAAUGAGUUCAUUACUCUGAUCCUUAGAGUAAUAAUUUUGUUGUAAUAUUAAACUGAAAGUUUAAUUUUAGAGAUAAAGAGGUAUAGAUAAUUUUAGAGAUGGAACUUUAGAAUCAACCCCAGUGACUGAUAUAUUGUGUUAAAUGUAUGACGUUGUAAUGCUUGUGUAAGUAAUCCGCUAUUAAUUAAUGCCAAAAUAUUUUGUGCUGUUAAUAUAUAAAUAUUGCUUUGUCUAAUUGGUAACAAAACAAAGUACAUACCAUCUAUUUGAGCAUAUGAAACUGCUUAUGAUACAUAGAAUUAAUGUCUUUUAAUAGCAAAGGAAAUGUUCAAAUAGAUUCUAUGAAAAAUAAUACAAUGUUAAUUAAUUCAGUUCUUGAUUCUGUCAGUUACAUAUACCAUUAUUAGCGUACAUUCCGUACAUAGCGUUUGUACGACUAUUUAAUUAUGGUGUUUAUAAACUGCAUGAUUUUCAUAUAUUAUUUUUAAGAAUUAUAAAUUGUUCAUACCAGGUUUUUAUUUGUUUUAAAAAAUGUAAAUAAACAGUAUAUUUUGCCCAUAAUAA
Galleria mellonella (greater wax moth) is the source of this 3012-nucleotide messenger RNA. RefSeq names its product ras-related protein Rab-35 (gene Rab35). Gene Ontology annotation, biological process: endocytic recycling. The coding region runs from base 179 to 781 and encodes 200 amino acids. Lineage: Eukaryota; Metazoa; Arthropoda; Insecta; Lepidoptera; Pyralidae. The record is from RefSeq and is a predicted model, not a curated record. The transcript is spliced from 4 exons. Gene Ontology annotation, cellular component: plasma membrane; endosome membrane. Gene Ontology annotation, molecular function: GTPase activity; GTP binding.